Messenger RNA from Tilletiaria anomala UBC 951, 999 nucleotides. Its product is annotated as putative NADH dehydrogenase 22K chain precursor. Lineage: Eukaryota; Fungi; Basidiomycota; Exobasidiomycetes; Georgefischeriales; Tilletiariaceae. The transcript has 3 exons. The record is from RefSeq and is a predicted model, not a curated record. The coding region runs from base 289 to 759 and encodes 156 amino acids. Gene Ontology annotation, biological process: mitochondrial electron transport, NADH to ubiquinone.
CUGACCCUGUCACAUAAGGCUUCACGUACCACAAGCACACUAUUGUGGGUGAGAAUACCGGCGAUAGCUUCUGCUCCCGCGUGAUCUACCUUUUCACUUUUUUCUCGCGGUCUCGAUCGGGUGUGCGCCUUCUUUGGCUGGGCUCUUGAUCUCACGCUUCCCACGUUCAUUUCGCAUAACUCUCCAUCCUUGUCCUCAUCAACGUGACCUGGCUGGUGGUUUGGUCCGCGCUGGAACGAGCUAUCCUUCUCAUCUCGCCAAUCGCAACUAGCAGCCGACACAUCCAAUAUGGCGACUCACCGCGACGCACGCUUCCCAGGCAAGCCCUACAUUGACCCAACGCCACUGCCUUCCGAUGUGCCGCAUGUUGAAGAAAUAGGCACGACCAGCGCACCGCUCAAGAGCGCUUCGUUUUUCCUAGGUAACUUUUGCAAAAAAUACAAUGAAGACUUUAUGCUCUGCAAGGCAGAAAAGGGGAGGGACCCGAAAGAGUGCCUCAAAGAAGGGCGACGGGUCACUAGGUGCACACAGGACUUCAUCCGUCAAUUGACCAAAGCCUGCGGGAAAGAGUGGGAAGCGCAUUGGGAGUGCCUGGAGAGGAGGAACCAAGAAUUCUACCCUUGCCGCAAGGAGGAGAAGCCAUUCAAUGAAUGUGUUCUUAGCAAGCUGGAACUGGAGAAGAACAUCCCCGGAUCGCCAGAAGGGCAGCCACAGAUCCACGAGAAGAAGAACCCAAUCUGGACUGGUGUUCAGCGCUGAGUGAUGAGUCGAGACAGCCGAACGCGUGCGUUCGCUUGCUCGCGCUGGUCUGCACGUAGGAAGAGGCUGUGCCUGUGCUUGUGCUACCUUCGUUUCCCUGAAAUGGCUCGGUACAGGCACAUGAUGUUCCAAAGCUAGAAAAAAUAGAGGGGUUGGCACCAGUGCGAGGGCUUCUGCGUGGGCUCGAGGAGCACGCGAUGUAGUAGGCAGUAUAGGAGAAUGCGAACGAUGAUCAGGCAC